Molecule: messenger RNA, 1242 nt
Organism: Calliphora vicina (urban bluebottle blowfly)
Lineage: Eukaryota; Metazoa; Arthropoda; Insecta; Diptera; Calliphoridae
Exons: 3
Coding region: 1-1242 (413 amino acids)
Source: RefSeq, a predicted model, not a curated record
AUGACUAGUACUACCAAUGACACUCAUGCAUCCGUACCGAAAUGGAUCGGGGCUAAACUAUUUGAACAACUUUUAGAAGAAACUGUUGAAAACUAUAAGAACAUUAAAGAAUUUAUUGUUAAACCUGGCAUUGCAGCAGGAGAAAAUUAUGCCUCAGUUUUGUUAAAAGUGGAAAUUGAAGUUGAACUGAAAGAUUCGACCACAGCAUCUCAAUGUUUUAUGUUAAAAGUGAAUCAUGACAAUGAGCAAAUAGGUGAAAUGAUGAAAGAUUACGAUGUAUUUGAUAUUGAGAAGUGCAUGUAUGAUAAAAUUUUGCCAGCAUUUGAAAAAUUGUACGCUGACGUUGGAGUAGAAGUGAAUUUUGGUGCCAAAUCCUAUGAUUUACCAAUUAAAGAACAGUAUAUUUUAUUGGAAAACUUAUGUCCACGUGGUUUUAAGAAUGCAAAUCGUCUGGAGGGUCUCGAUCUGGAGCAUACAAAAUGUGUCUUGGAAAAGUUGGCUCAAUGGCAUGCUGCUUCAGCAGUACUUGCUGAAGUUAAAGGACCAUUCGAGAAGAAAUAUAUAGAGGGAUAUUUCCAAGAAGAAGGCAAAGACGCUAUGAAGACUAUGUUUGAGGGAAUGGGACAAGUUUUCAUUGAUUGUGCUAAAAACUAUUGCAACUAUAAUGAGUAUGCGGAUGAUCUAAACUCUUUCAACAACAGAAUGGUUGAUGAAUUAUUUGAAAUAGCUAAGCCCCAUCCAAUUGAAUUUAAUGUUCUAAAUCAUGGGGAUUGUUGGUCAAACAAUGUCAUGUUCCAGUACGAUGCUAUCGGCAAAAUCCAGCAAACUUAUUUGAUUGAUUUCCAAAUGUCAAAGUAUGGUACACCUGCUCAAGAUUUAUUCUACUUCCUCUUAUCAUCAACUAAAUAUGAAAACAAAAUACAACAAUUUGAUUAUUUCAUUAAAUUUUAUCACGAUAAACUGGUGGAAAAUCUUAGAUUGUUAAAGUACAGCAAACAAAUUCCCUCAUUAAAGGAAUUACAUAGAAUGUUGUUGAAAUACGGCAUUUGGGGCUAUACAACGUUAACUGGUGUUAUGGGAGCAGUACUGUUAGAUCCUACAAAUACUGCCAAGUUAGAAAAUUUCCUUGGAGAUUCGGAAGAGGGCUUGGCAUUUAAGAAGUCGAUGUUUUCAAAUGAUCGUUAUCGCAAACAUGCGGAAGCUAUACUUCCUUGGUUACAAAAUCGUGGUGUUUUCGAUUGA